Molecule: messenger RNA, 6012 nt
Organism: Bactrocera latifrons
Lineage: Eukaryota; Metazoa; Arthropoda; Insecta; Diptera; Tephritidae
Exons: 10
Coding region: 1-5844 (1947 amino acids)
Biological process (GO): mitotic spindle assembly
Cellular component (GO): microtubule organizing center; cytoplasmic microtubule; spindle microtubule
Molecular function (GO): microtubule binding
Source: RefSeq, a predicted model, not a curated record
AUGUUCUUUCGACGCAUGUUCGCGCGUAUGGACAACAGUGGCAGCGGCAGCAACACCGCAUACGAGUACGAUGAUGAGGACGAAGUCAACGCAAACGGCAACAACCAUGAACGCGACAACGUAGGUGCCUCAGGCGGCGCAACAGCACGCGGUAAGCAGCACAACAACAACAGCAAUGGCAAUGGCACACUCAGUAAUGGUAGUGGCACAACCAGCAGUAGCGACUACGAGCUGCAACAACGGCGAAGUGGACCACGCAAAUAUGGUUCUUCGACCGCAUCCGCAGUUGCAACUGGCGCAGCCAAGCAUGGUGGUUCCGCCAGCACACUGCAUCGUGCCGCCACCACUGUACCAGCCACAGUACAACUGACACCCUUGUGGGAACACAUAUUGCGUACGCGUACACUGCCCGACAAUGUUUAUCCCAUUCAAAUUUUUGGCGAAUUUCUCGAACGUCUACGAGAUCCCGAGUGGCAGGUGCGUCAGCAUGCCUUGCGCGUCUUCGUCGAUGUAUUGGUGGUAAUGCGCGCGGAUGCCGACACGUAUAUGGAUCCGCUGAUACCGCGCUUGGUGGAAAAUUUGGGGCAUCAGGCGCCUACCGUGAGGAAAGGCGCACUCGACUGCCUGCGCGUAUAUCUCGCCGAAACGGCGAUGCCCGAAACGAUAUUGCUGCAGAUACUCGAUAUCGGGCUGAACCAAAAGAUCACAAAUGAACCGUUUGGUGGACGCUUAACAUGCGGUGUUAUGCUAUCCUUACCGGCGCUGGUUCAAUCGACGCUGCACACCGGCAAGCGGCACUACAUACUACGGACGGCUGUAGAGAUGUUGGUGCAGAAAAUGGGCCAGGUGACGCAUCAGGAGAUCACAUUGAAAGUGCUAUCGAAAUUACGAGAAUUAGUUGGUGAGCCGGAGUUUCGAGAGUAUAUGACGAAGAGCGCAUAUAGAGAGUUCAAUUUGUUAUGUAAUGUCUAUGGCGUGGAAACAAAAAUGUCGAAUGGUGCGCAUAGGCAUGGUAGUGGACACAUUAACCAAGUUUACGCCAACAGCACAGGCGGUACAUGGCAUCUGCUUUCCAAGCAGUCCGCAAGCAGCAGCUGGCGCUCAUCGGACGAAGAGCAAAUGCUCGAGGAAGCCGCAAAAGGUAAAGUUAUAAUGGAGACUGAGAUAAAAAUCAAUGAUGACACAUUGACGAUGCGCAUACUGGAGGCGAAGGACGACGACUUCGAUACAGAAGUCGAUACAGACUCGAGUCCACGCAAAUCUCUAGACACCUAUCCAAAUAGUUUGGAAGAUGAAGUUGUGUGUGGCCGUUUGCCGAGUGCAACGCACGACUCAACGCAUGACAUAAGCGCAGUGGUACGUUUGCUCAGCGAUUCCGAGUUGGACAUGGAAGAAGAUGCGAAUGGUUUGGUGCAAGCGGCGCACCAGCGCGACAAUCCCGAGUACUAUACAGUAGUAACGCCCUCGACACCGUCACGCACGCCGAAGCGCGUCACAUUCGGUGGAGAAGUGGUUAAGAUGCGCACACCAGACAGCGAUGCCAACAACUCCAAUAACACAAACAACAAUAGCAACGCUGCUGAGCAGCAAACACACACACUUUUCGCCACAAAGUCCGGCACACAGAAUGUCAUUGACGCUGGUGGAGGUGGUAGUAGUGACAGUAGUGAAACUGUGCAACGCACCAUAAAAACAACUACAACAACAACUGAGAUAACAAUCAUUAGCACACCGUCCACCUCCGCCGCGAGUAGUCCAGUACCGGAGGAGGGCUACAAGACCAUGGCGCUCAGUGUCGAAAUCACCAACGAUAAUACCAAACCGCUGCCGCCAGCAGCGCCCUCACCAGCAACGCGUCCGCGAACAGCGGCAUCUCCACGGCGUUCCCAAACGCCAAACAACACAGCAGAUGGCGCUGCCACGUCCGCCGCGAGCAACGUGAGCACUUCAACCUCAAGGACCACAACAAACUCACAGUCACCACCAAAACGACAAGACUCGUUCGGCAGCGCGACCUUAUCGCCGCAUUCGCCAUUCAAGCACCUCAGCAUUAGUCCCGUGGACAGCAUUAUUAGCCCCAAGACGCCACACAAACCCAUCGAGGUGAUGCACAACUUGCAACGUGAUCCGUCGCCAGUGCGUGCACGCAGCGCACGACGCGCGGAGUCAAUAAAGACCACAGCGCCGAAUGCGGAAAGUAAUGAGCUGUCCGCCAAUUCGUUGGCUAAGUCAACAGCAGCGCCACGUGCACAGACACCUUCGCCGCUGCCGCCAAAGACAUGGGAGGAGUUGGACAUUGUCGAUUAUGACACAUUAUUGGAUCUGCGUUCAGGGAACUGGCAUCAUCGCUUGCAGGGCGUUGCACARCUCGAAGAAGCGCUACGCAGCUCCGAUACAUUGGCACAGGUACUGCCAUGUUUGGAUAGUUUACUGCGCACGUUGCUCUCCUCCGAACGUAAUCCCGAUGUGGCGGAAGCCAAGAAGCAGCUACUAAUCAAUCUCAUAACACGUUUGCCAUUGGACAACUUGGAGGAACGCACAACACAAAUAAUGACCGGCCUAUGUCGCCAGGGUGGCGCUGGCGCGAAUCGCGUAUGCAAAGCGUUGAUGCAUCGCUUGCCGGCGGCGUCGAUUGUACUCAAAUUGCUGUCGCAAGAAUUUUUACAUGCAAAGAGCUCAAGGUUCCGCGAACACGCGYUACAAAUGGUCAUGUACGCACUUACGACCUUUCCCAGCACCUGCUUCGACACGAAAACCUGCGUCACGCAGGCCACCUAUGCUGCCUUGAAUCGCAAGCGACGCGUACGWCAAGCUGCACURGAUGUGCUGGCCAUUUUGGGACAAAUAACCAGCGGACGGGCAGUGCUGGAUGUGGUGCAGGACAUAGCCGCCGAACGGGAUGACGGUCCAGCGUUGCUUUCGGCUCUACGUACGCGGCUCUCGCGCAAGCAAAUGCCCAUCAUCGGUGCCGACGGACAGGUGCAAUAUGCGCUACGUGUACCCUCGCCACAUUCGGCGGAGGCAGCGGACGCGGCACACGGUCAAAUGGGUGCUGAUAUUGAGUGGAUUGUAGCGGGUGUCGGCUCUGUAUCGCCGGSUUCCUUAAAGCGCCGAGGUUCGCGACGCAGCUUUCGCUGUUUGCCAACACACUGUAUUUCGGAUGUGGAUGGUAUUGCCAUGGGCACGCCGUGUGGCAGCUUUCGUAUGAGCGAUGGUGAUGGUAAGCGUAGACAUGCAUUUCAAUCGCCUCCCGAUGUUUAUGGCAAUUUYCGAGACUCCUCGGUCAGCAACAAUAACGACCUGCAUUCGCACAAUUUCCARCACAUACUCGGCAGCAAUUUGCCAGUGCAAUAUGGCCAAACCACAAAGAAAACCGCAAAUGCCGAUUACAGCAACUACAUGAGCCGACGUCUGGUGGCCAAAUCCUGCUCGGACUCCUCCAUGGAAGGCAGAAGCUCCGAUAGCAACUACACCAGCAGCAGCGGUGGCGGUGGCAGUGGCACUGGUUGCAAGUCUAACGGUGUUGGCGAUGUGGGUGUYGGUAAUGCAGCGAUCAACGACAGCUGCACRGGCAUUAGCGGCCGUUUCACRCGGCAAACGGUGAACUCACGGUUCCCAGCCAUGGAGCGCAUGGAUGUGAACAACUCGUACAAGCGCGUCCACAAGCCACCCACGUACAUGGGCGGCAUGGGCGCUUAUGCGCAACUGCAACAGCAGCAAAUCAAUAUGAGUUCAACGUAUCCGAAAAUUAACCAUAUAAACGCACAACAACAGCAACAACAACAAAAACACCACCAACAACAACAACAGCUACGCAAGAGAUCCCAGCAACAGCAUCAGCGGCACGCGCAGCAAUCGACGCUGGCGCAGCCAGUUGUGGUGGGCACGCGCGCGGUGCCGGCGGUGCGCGUUGGCGGCGGCGGCGUUUAUGCUCCAGAUAAUUUCCGUUCUGCCGAAAAUUCUCCAAAGGAGCAUAACAACAACAACCUAACACCGAACAACAACAAGAACAACGCGCAUACAGAAUUGGACGGCACCUACACGAUUUACACAGCUAUAGACAAUGGCGGCGGCACGCCUACGCCACAGGCAAAUCAACAGCAACAAAAACAACAACAACAUGUACUGGCAACAGCAGCAAACGGACGCCGUUUCGUGAACGUGGAAAAGUUUGUGAUGCAAAGCAACAGACCUGGGCCAUUGGAUGGAGAGGCAGCUGUGAUUGCGGCGACUGCCAUAGCGGACAUGCAAAAACAACAAAAUAGCGGAUCGAAACAAGCCACACCAGUUUCGAAUAAAUCUGUAGCAUAUUCACUGAAGUCAACUGCCUCGGCGCAAUCAGCUGAUACACCUAGCAACAUAAACGGUACAUACGAAGCGCAACGAAACGAAGACAACGACACACAAAAUCCCCACACGGAUAAGGAGGAUACAACUGAUAACGGUUCAACCAAACAAAUGGGUGCAUUGCAAGACGCCUGCAGUGAUAAUGAAUCGAGCAGUCCGACACCAAUGAAGUGGCGAAGCGAACACGAUGUACUGCAGUUGGAGGAUGUGCCGGAUAUAAGCAAUGCCAGUGCGGCGACCGCAAGCAAUACACCGUUAAAAAAGAAUGGAAGCUUGGCGAGUUUACACAGCAAAAGCGAGAGCAUUAAAACACAGCUCGGCGAUACACCAACAGUGCUGUCGCGUACACAAUCGGCGAAGUCCUUGUUAAUAGAAGAAGACAUUGAAGAUAACAGUAGUUUUGUGGUGAUGGAUGAGCUGCACAGCGAACGACAAGGCAGCGGCCUACGCGAGCAGGCGCGUAAAGCAAGUGCCAGCAGUAAAGAAGAAAAUGCGCCGCAUUCGCGCUCGCGUUCACCCACCAUCGCUGAGAUUAAAAUGCUAUCGCGGCGCAAUUCGAUGAUCAAGUCUAUGGAAUCACUGUACGAACGCCCACCAUCGAAGCAGGAGCUCGUAUACGACCAAACCAGCACCGAGUCAGGCUCUGCCACAAGCUCACAGCUCAAUACAAGCAUACCAAUUAAACCGCAACACACACCGCUAAAGCAAAAGGCGAAAACUUCACACUUUCUGAAAAAUCACCGACGAAUUUCACCUGUAAAGCAGGCAAUUAAAAUGCCACAAGCCGAACUCUAUCCACCAACAUUGCAACGUUUCGACAAGCCACGAGACGCUUUACUUAAAACCUUCGACCAACUGGACUCCAGUAAUUGGGAGAUCAUUAUGUUGGGCCUYAAAUCAAUGGUGCGCCUAAUGAGGUAUCAUCCGGAGCAAUUGGAAAAUCAAAUGCAUAUGGUUUGCAUACAACUAACGCGUUCGGUGCGCAAUUUGCGUUCGCAAGUAUCACGUGCCGCAUGUCAGGCCACCACCGAACUAUUCACACUCAAAUCGAAAUGUCUGGAGCAGGAGUGUGAUGAUUUGGUUUGCGCUCUACUACAUCGUACGGCUGAUACAAAUCGUUUUCUGCGCGCCGAUGCCACACGUGCCCUAGAAUCGAUGUGUGAUAAUUUAACGCCACCAAAAAUAUUAAAUAUACUCACCACAAAGGGUGCGCUGCAUCAGAAUGCAUUGGUGCGUACAACGACGGCCAAACUGUUGCAUCGGCUGGUUGAGCGUCUGGGCAGCGAUAAGGUCUAUACUAUGACAAGGGAAAAUCGUGACAAAUUCUUUGUAACGGGCGCCAAUUUACUGCUUGAGGGUAGUCUUGAGACGCGCAGCUAUGCUAAAUCAAUAUUUCGACUGCUCUCCGAUCACCCGAACUACAAUCGUUUACUUACUGAUGUCAUACCGGCGCGUACAUAUCGCAAUGUGGAGAAAACGCUGAAAAGUAUACGUUGAAAACUUGUUUCCGACUACAAAUAAAUUAUAAAAUUAGUUACUUAGUCAAAGCAAUAAUAUUUGUACAUAAAAGUAUAUUUAAUGUGAUUCACACGAAUGUUUUUAAAUACGAAUUGCUCUGUCACAUUAGGGUAGUUAUAUUUUAAUAAAAUUAUAAUUACACAUUUA